This is a messenger RNA of Cinara cedri, 270 nucleotides long. NCBI's taxonomy places the organism in Eukaryota, Metazoa, Arthropoda, Insecta, Hemiptera, Aphididae. The record is from the annotation of a GenBank genome assembly.
AUGAAAUUCACAAAUUGUGGAUAUCCACAGUACGUGAAUCCGUAUAAUUUAAUUGAGCCACGUGAUGAGAAGAGGAAAAUAUGGGAGAUUUCAAAACUUUAUGUAAGAAUGCCCAGGAAAAGACUAAUUGACGUUUUAAUAAAUGAUAUUUGGAAAGCUCGAAAGUUAAAAAGUGGAGAGAAGCAGUUCGGGACGUCGAAGUUUAAUUACGAAAGCAAAAAACUCUCAGAAAGAAUCACGGCAUUAGAAAUAAAUGGAGAUGUUUGUUAA